AUGGCAAGUAGUCGGUGGUCGUUCACCCGCGUGCUGGGAGGCCCUGCAAAGACCCAACCACCGUCCAACCAUUCCACCUCCGGACCGUCUCAUACCAAUGGAAACAGUCGUGGUCACGGCCCGCGACAGCACCAGAGACAAGCAUCCUCUGCGACCACCACAGUUCAGCCACAGUCGAGGUUCAAUCGCCCUCCCGCUGCUACCGCCGCCGUAGCCGAAGACCCUAACCACCUAUCGAACGACUCCACCCCCGCCGUCCCGGACAGCGUGUGGUUCGCCUCGGACUUCAUGCUCGGGUCGGGCAUGGCCAUCAUCCAGCCCUCGUCCGGAAAGGUAGUCAUACUAUGCCAAAGGGAGAAAGACAGGCACGGACGCGAGCACAAUUACUGGUUCCUUCCCAAAGGCAGGAAGGACGUCGGAGAGUCCCUGGAGCAGACGGCACUGCGGGAAGCCUACGAAGAGUCCGGAUACCGCGUCAGCUUGCUCCCCGUCGUCCUCCCGCACAACGCCCCAACCCCCCCCGGUUCGAUCCGGCGGCUCGACCGCUCGCGCAUCCUCCCAUGCACCGAGCCCAUCUACAUAUCCCUGAUGGGGUACGGCCGCGGGGGGCGCAAUCACCAGCGCGGCGAGUACCUCACCUUCUGGUACGUGGGCCAGAUCCCAGCAGACGCGACCGUCGAGGCCGGCACGCGCAUGGCCGACGAGGUAGACUACGAGACGCACCUCGUCACAAUCCAGGAGGCGCUCGCCCGCCUGCAGGGCCCGCCGGCGCACGUCAUGCACAAGGCGUACGAGCUGUGGACGCACACCGCGCAGCUGCAGGCGCAGAACGAGUACAGGUACUACGUCUCCCAGCUCGCCGUGGAGCAUGCGCGCGCCGCUGUCGCGAGCCACGGUGCCCGGCCUGCCGGGGCGGACGAGGUCGUCUCAGCGGAGCAGGCAGCACAGGAUGCGGAGAACUGGGAGGACGCGGACCUGGCUUAGGUACUGUACGACGCGAUGUCAUGUUGUAGAAUAGGACGG
This is a messenger RNA of Dichomitus squalens LYAD-421 SS1, 1023 nucleotides long. RefSeq lists its product as uncharacterized. Bases 1 to 984 code for a protein of 327 amino acids. The transcript is spliced from 3 exons. Gene Ontology annotation, biological process: ATP biosynthetic process; AMP biosynthetic process. The record is from RefSeq and is a predicted model, not a curated record. Gene Ontology annotation, molecular function: bis(5'-nucleosyl)-tetraphosphatase (asymmetrical) activity. Lineage: Eukaryota; Fungi; Basidiomycota; Agaricomycetes; Polyporales; Polyporaceae.